Molecule: messenger RNA, 1078 nt
Organism: Zalophus californianus (California sea lion)
Lineage: Eukaryota; Metazoa; Chordata; Mammalia; Carnivora; Otariidae
Product: eukaryotic translation initiation factor 5B-like
Exons: 3
Coding region: 1-597 (198 amino acids)
Biological process (GO): positive regulation of transcription by RNA polymerase II; negative regulation of apoptotic process
Cellular component (GO): nucleus
Molecular function (GO): histone binding
Source: RefSeq, a predicted model, not a curated record
AUGAGGGGAUGGAAUAUGUCUCGGCUGGUCGGCGGCAGCUCUGCUGGUGCGGGGGCGGCGAGCCGAGGACCGAGCGACCGCGGCCGGAGCGCGCCGGCCACCGCCCGCACCGCCCUUCCGCCCGCCCUCCGGACGGUCGGCCGCAGCCCUGCGGCGGCCGCCGCUGCCGCUGUCGCCGCCGCCGCCGCCACCGCGCCAGGUUCCGGCCGCGGCCACCCUCCGCCGUCCAGGGCUCCUCCGUCCCGGCCCCGGGACCCCAGCUCCCCGCCAGCCCCAGCCCCGGCCCCGGCACCAUGUCGGAGAAGAGCGGAGGCAGCGGCCGAGUUGAGCGCCAAGGACCUGAAGGAGAAGAAAGAGAAGGUGGAGGGGAAGGCCAGCCGAAAAGAGCGAAAGAAAGAAGUGGUGGAGGAGGAGGAGAACGGAGCUGAGGAGGAAGAAGAAGAAACUGCCGAGGACGGAGAGGAGGAGGAUGAAGGGGAAGAAGAAGAUGAGGAAGAAGAAGAUGAGGAAGAAGGGCCCGCGCUGAAGAGAGCUGCUGAAGAGGAGGAUGAAGCGGAUCCCAAGCGGCAGAAAACAGAAAAUGGGGCAUCGGCCUGAGCCCCCUGCCAAUGGGCUGGGGGUGGGAGGCCCCUCCGGGCCUGGAGGUGGGGGUGAGAACAGACGAGUUGCAGCCACUCUUCACCUGGCUCCUGGCUCUGGACCCUGCACCAGAGCUGUCACCCUCUUUGUCCCCAGCCUUUCUCAUGUCCCCUCUCCAGACACCGCCCCUUCUAUCCUCACUCUGCCAUUGUUCCACCUCUUGACCUGCUCCAUCUGAGCUCCCCAGCUGGUCCCCAGUCGCUCCUCUCCCUGUCCUUGCUCUCUCUCUCCCUCCCCCCCCCCCCCCACGACCCCGGUAGCCUCUCCUUCCUCACCACUGCAUCCCAGCCUCAUGUCCGGUCCAUCCCUACCCUGCCUGAUCCCUGGGUCUCCCUCAGAUCCCCUUCUCUCAGACAGCGCCAGGCCGGGGUGGGGCCAGGGUUGGGGCCGAGCCCCACAGCUGCCCCCCUCCCCUCUCCUCCCCUUUUUGUAUAAUUUA